AGGAAAUGACGUCACCUCUCAGCGGAAGUGCAGAAUAGCCCAGGUUGUUUUCAAGCACUUUUUGUGUUGGUGUCCGUCACAGGAGCAAAGAUUAAAAUGCCGGAGCCAGCGGUAGAAAAUGUGGUCGUUCACCCUCUAGUGUUGCUCAGCGUGGUUGACCAUUUCAACAGAAUAGGGAAAGUCGGCAAUCAGAAACGAGUAGUGGGAGUUCUCUUGGGGUCGUGGCAGAAGAAGGUUCUUGACGUUUCGAACAGUUUUGCAGUACCAUUCGACGAAGAUGACAGGGACGACUCCGUGUGGUUCCUGGACCACGACUACUUGGAGAACAUGUACGGGAUGUUUAAGAAAGUCAAUGCAAGAGAAAGAAUCGUGGGAUGGUAUCACACAGGACCCAAGUUGCAUAAGAACGACAUCGCCAUCAAUGAGCUCAUCAAACAGUACUGUACCAAUUCAGUGUUAGUCAUUAUUGACGUGAAGCCCAAAGACCUCGGCCUUCCCACAGAAGCGUACAUCUCUGUUGAAGAAAUACACGAUGAUGGAACACCAACAUCCAAGACAUUUGAGCACGUCACCAGCGAGAUUGGAGCCGAGGAAGCAGAAGAAGUGGGAGUGGAGCACCUGCUCAGAGAUAUCAAGGACACGACUGUGGGAACGCUGUCGCAGCGCAUCACCAACCAAGUCCACGGUCUGAAAGGGCUUAACUCCAAGCUGCUGGAAAUCCGCUCUUACCUAGAAAGGGUGGCUGCCGGCAAGCUCCCCAUCAACCACCAGAUCAUCUACCAGCUGCAGGACGUCUUCAACCUCCUGCCCGACGUCAACUUGCUGGAGUUCACCAAGGCGUUCUACCUGAAGACCAACGACCAGAUGCUGGUGGUCUACCUGGCGUCACUCAUCCGCUCCGUGGUGGCCCUGCACAACUUGAUCAACAACAAGAUUUCCAACCGGGACGCCGAGAAGAAGGAAGGCCAGGAAAAAGAGGAGGGCAAGAAGGAGAAAAAAGACGACAAGGAGAAGAAAGAUGAUAAGGAGAAGGACAAAACGGACGGCGCCAAGAAAGACGAGAAGAAGAAAAAAUGAGCGGCUCUCGGGUUGAAUUGAGGACUCCGUUUGGGGAAACGUUAACUCCGAGACGCCCGUAUACGAGUAUAAAGACUGUUCUUGAUGAUGGUGUUGGCUUCUUUUGUGUUCAGAAAAUACAUGAAUAUGUUUAUUGUGUUUUCAUAGCUGCACCUGGCUGCCGUUGCUCUUUUUGUAAGAUGCAUUCACUUAUUAAAUUUGAAAAUCAUGUUAAAAUCUGUUUGGAUUUCUG
Corythoichthys intestinalis (scribbled pipefish) is the source of this 1309-nucleotide messenger RNA. RefSeq names its product proteasome 26S subunit, non-ATPase 7 (gene psmd7). Lineage: Eukaryota; Metazoa; Chordata; Actinopteri; Syngnathiformes; Syngnathidae. Gene Ontology annotation, molecular function: metallopeptidase activity; protein binding. The transcript has 8 exons. Bases 97 to 1077 code for a protein of 326 amino acids. Gene Ontology annotation, cellular component: proteasome regulatory particle; proteasome complex. The record is from RefSeq and is a predicted model, not a curated record. Gene Ontology annotation, biological process: proteasome-mediated ubiquitin-dependent protein catabolic process.